AUGCAUUUACUCUGGACUAUUAUUCCAAUGCUAUUUACUGCCUCUGCUGCACCUGCAGACCGAUCCUUUCCAGAUACUCAUCGUGACGGGAAUCUAGUGUUGUCUCAUGAUGGCACUGCCGAUGAUAUCAAUCCAAGCAAUCUCGAGUCUUGGAGAAGCGUCGUUGAAAAUGACGGCCACAAACGCGAUUACCUCAAUAUGAAAGAAACUGAUGAAGCACCAACACCAACCAUCACAGCUUUCAUGGCAGGCGAUCCAGCCAACACGGGGCUGGUCAAGCGAACAACCAAAGCUUGCAAACCGAAAACCACAUCCAAGCCUUCUUGCUCAAUGAAGGAUGCAGAUCCCGAUGAGGGCCUCAACUCUGCCCAAUGCAUCUGCAACGGCGUCACACUACCUCUCUUGACCCCGACCCACGUCACAAUGGUAACCCAGAGUUGUGACUACACUGCCAUCCCAACAAGUGGGCAUAUUACGACGACUCCACACCUGGGUCCCGCCACAACGGAUACGAAGCAUUGCCAGGUGUGCACUCCCGUGGUCAACAACGAGGAUGAAUGCACCUCCAUAAAAAACUGUGUCGUACAGACAGGAGCAGUGACUGUCCAGGCCGGGAGCUCUUCAGUCCAUGUGGGCACCAUGACUGGUUCGGCACUCUACACUGGCAUAUCGAAGGCGCUGGAAUCCUUGUGUCCCUCCGUCACACAGACAACGAGCAUGACCGGGUGUGAGACCGGAACUGCGAAAAUCAAGAAUGUCCCCUACGUCAAUGCUGGUUUCCUUGCUGAAGGCACGAUAGACGUCAAGGUCGAAGCCAGUCAGUACAACGUCACUUCCCUGCGGGAUGCCAUGAUCCGAAGCGCAGCCUUGACAGCAAUGAAUGCGGCGUCGGGUAAGAACUGCUAUAAAGUGGAUUAUGAUACGGAGGAGUAUAGAAAACGAGAUGAUACGUCUCGGUGGGCCAAAUGGCUGCCAUCUUUCGUCAAGCGCGGGGAUAUCAUGCCCCCUGACAGACACACUGAUGUAACAUUUUGCAACACGGUUGGAUUUGCCGGAGUCAACUACUACAACCCCUGGUGGAGAGAGCACGAUGCGGGAGCUUCGGACUACCUCGAUGUUAAUUACUCAUUUGACAGCAACGGUGGGGGCGCCUUUGCAUGUGAGAUGCUGGAGGCCAUGGUUGACUCCCUGGCGAUUGUGGCGCCGGAGUUUGCUGUGGGAGAUAUCGAGCUGGGAGAGGCAAUCGAUGUUAUAUGCGAGAAGGCGGAGGGGCUAUGA
Molecule: messenger RNA, 1278 nt
Organism: Penicillium canariense
Lineage: Eukaryota; Fungi; Ascomycota; Eurotiomycetes; Eurotiales; Aspergillaceae
Exons: 1
Coding region: 1-1278 (425 amino acids)
Source: RefSeq, a predicted model, not a curated record